AGGGGUUCACAGAAUUAUACUAAUCCGCAUCCUUUUCGAUGCAUCCUCGGGGCGAUCUAAAUCAGGAGCCGUUGAACAAAGUGACGCCGCUCCUCCCACUUUUGACCGUAGGAUCAACAAACGAGACAGAAAGGAUCGCCUUGCCACGUGGCGCCCAAUCUGAGCCAUACACUGUAGAUCAUUAAAUUGGAAACUGGCAUGGGGCCUACUUUACUUCCUGACAGCGCCGUCUUGGAAUUGCGCUCUCCUCUCACCACCGAGCGAGUUACUUACUUCCCCCCUCUGUUCUCUCUCUCUAAAACCUCCAUUCUCUCUCUCUCUCUCUUUCUCGCUCUAAAACGCCAUUUUUCUCCUGUCGAUUCUGAUGAAGCUCGCUUGAAUAAUGCGAACAUUUCCAGAAUGUCGAUUGCUGUACGUUUGCCAGUUCAAAUUAGCUGCUGAUUCUAGCUUAAAUGCGUCGAUCAAAGCUCGAUGGUUGCCUGUUCGAGUUUGAAUUCUACGCAAGCAGAGGACGAGAACUGUUUCAGUAAUUGAAGAAGAAGAAGAAACAAUUCCAGUGAUUCAAUCAUUCAUGGCUGUUUCUCUUCAGUCUAAGCAUGAGGAGUGCGAGAUUGUUUUGCUUCCUUUGCCCCGGUCGUGCAGAGGAGACCCAUGACUAUAGCGCAGCACCACAGUUCUCUUGAAAUUCGUUGUCGUCACGAUAACCGGACCAUCCUGAUCAGCUGAAUCGAACGGUCCGGAUUUCAUCAGGACCCCUUCUGUCGCCUUGGGCAGUCUUCUUAUCAUCGACUGCCGACAACCGGCGCCGAGUUGGUGGGCUCGCCGUGGGGAGGUUGUCUUCAACGUCGCUAUUGCAAGGUCUAUGUUAGCGCGCGUGGAUAGCCUUAGCAGCAUGUGAAUGGGAGAACUUGAGAUAAUGGUUCGCGAGUGAGUUUCUUGCUUGUAAUGAAGUGUUUGUGCUGGAAUAAAUGAGGCUCGGAGCAACUGUACCCCUAGCUUUUCUCAUUGGCUUGAUCUGCGGUCUGCAAAUUCUUUGUGUGGCAGAUGAACUUUCUGAUACAUCCAAUACAAACAAGUGGAAGUGCACAUGUUCCGCAUAUCAGGGAAACCAGAGCUUUGCCACAAAAACCAACUGUUCUACCUCAUGUGAUUGCAGUCCUGCGGGGUCAAGUAAAGGUAGAUGGAUUUGCCUGUGUGGUGAGAAUGGAUUCCCUGAAGUAUCGGAUGACAAUCUCAGCAAGAGCUGUUUUACAGCCUGUAGAUGCACUUCUGGAUCAUCUGAUUCUCUGGAUUCUUCAAAGAAGCGUAUAUCCAGCAAAAUUGUUGUGGUCAUUCUGCUAGCAUGUCUGCUGCUCACAACUAUGGCAUUUAUUGCUUCAGUGGCAUGCUAUUUUUAUCGAAGAGGCAAAUAUCCUGAACAACGCCCUCUAUUCUCAAUGGAUCAAGAAACUAGUUUCAGCAGUGCUACAAAACUAAUAAGUCAAAGGGCUUCUUCCGUUACCGAUUCAAGAAUUUAUAUAGGCUCCCCUGUUAAGCCCGUCACAGGGCUCAUUUACAAGGCUUCAUUCCUAUUCAGACACAAAGGAGAAACAAUUGUUGGAACAGUUAUACAGUUUUCCUACUCUGAGUUGGAGCAUGCAACCAAUAAAUUCUCCAAUUCAAAUUUGAUUGGUGUUGGGGGCAGCAGUCAUGUUUACCGUGGUCAUCUUAAAGAUGGUAGAACUGUGGCAGUUAAGCGACUGAAGACUAAGGCAGGAGCACACUCAGAAGCUAUUUUCUUGACAGAGAUUGAAUUGAUAUCAAGACUCCAUCAUUGUCAUGUGGUGCCAUUGCUGGGCUUCUGCUCAGAAAACCGAGGAAAAAAUGCUGAGAGACUGCUAGUAUUUGAAUAUAUGUUCAAUGGUAAUUUAAGAGAGUGUUUGGAUGGGGCUUCUGGAAAAUUCUUGGAUUGGGGUACUCGUGUUGCAAUUGCAAUUGGAGCUGCCAAAGGUUUGGAAUAUCUCCAUGAAGCAGCUGCACCAAAAAUCUUGCAUAGAGAUGUCAAAUCCUCUAACGUACUCUUGGAUGAUACAUGGAGAGCAAAGAUAACUGAUCUUGGAAUGGCUAAACAUUUAAGGAAUGAUGAUCUUCCCAGCUGUCCCAGUUCUCCAGCUAGAAUGCAGGGGACUUUUGGCUAUUUUGCACCAGAAUACGCAAUUGUUGGAAGAGCUUCUCUUAAGUCAGAUGUUUUCAGUUUUGGGGUAGUUCUUCUUGAGCUGAUUAGUGGUCAGCAUCCUAUCCGUAAAACAGUGAAUAAAGGAGAAGAGAGCCUCGUUAUUUGGGCUACUCCACGUUUACUGGACAGCAAGAGAGUGAUUAUGGACUUACCAGACCCACAAUUGAAAGGGAAUUUCCCCGAAGAAGAGAUGCAUAUAAUGGCUUACUUGGCGAAGGAAUGUUUGCUGUUAGAUCCUGAUUCUAGACCAACAAUGAGUGAGGUUGUGCAAAUACUUUCAACCAUUGCUCCAGAAAAAUCUAGAAGGCAAAACUUCCCUCUAAAUAUUUUUCAGAACUCUAGUCAUUGCAUUAAAAGUGGUGUAGACGUUGAGAGGGCUGACAAACCAGUUGAGAGUGCUUUUGGCGCUAAGGAGUUCAAGGGAGUCACAUCCAACAGCUUGUCAGCUCAAUGUUCACUGCCAUUAGAUAUAAUAGAAAGCAAACCUUCUGUUGACGAGAACGGGCAAGAAGUAGAUUCCCUUUCUACAGAGCAGAUUGAGCGAUACAUCCUCCUUACUUCAAAAGCUAGAAGUUUGAGUUCCCAAGAUGAAGCAGUGGACUUAACUGAGCCCAGAUUUGAAUCAUUCUGCAUGGAAAACAUUAGUUCCUGAGACCUGAGUAAUGCUACAGCAGAACUAGCAACAUUGAGCCUAGGUAACAUGCAUUCUGGUGGUAUCCAUUCACUCUAGUUUCUUUCCCAGUUAUAUUUUCUCCAUAGGGGAAAACUGGAAGGGGAUUCAGUGGCAAUGUGGACAAUGCAGUCUGGUUACCUUUCAAAUUGCAAGUUGUUCAUAAAGGGAAGGAGAUUACAGCCAAGACUUGCGGCUUGACCUUGAUUUUUUUGUUUUGUUUUUUCCAGUUACAGUUUCCAUAGAAAAUGCUUAAAUGCUUGUUUCAUUUUUUCAUUUGUUAAUAUAAAAAAUAUAGAGAAAAUUCAAAUUAAUUUCAUUUAUUUGCAAUGACGACUUCUUACUUGGUGCUGGUUACAUUUGCAAAUUACCAAGAGCUUGUGUAUGAUGACAUGCUUAGAAUUGAAAUUCUCCAAGUUAGUGGCAAAAAGAAUUAGUAGCCGGAAGUUCAUGCCUACAUCU
This is a messenger RNA of Diospyros lotus (date-plum), 3347 nucleotides long. Its product is annotated as receptor-like serine/threonine-protein kinase NCRK. NCBI's taxonomy places the organism in Eukaryota, Viridiplantae, Streptophyta, Magnoliopsida, Ericales, Ebenaceae. Gene Ontology annotation, biological process: protein phosphorylation. Gene Ontology annotation, molecular function: protein kinase activity; ATP binding. The record is from RefSeq and is a predicted model, not a curated record. The transcript has 12 exons. The coding region runs from base 969 to 2867 and encodes 632 amino acids.